AUGAGCGUAAUCAUCUCGUUGAUUACGGUUACUGGAUUUUGGAUGCUUGUUGGUAUUGGUGGACCUUUUAUUAUUCCAAAAGGACCAAAUCGAGGCAUAAUUCAAACUAUGAUUAUAUUAACGGCAUGUUGUUGUUGGCUUUUCUGGAUACUAGUAUAUUUGCAUCAGUUAAAUCCAUUAAUUGGACCUCAGUUACCUGUAAGAACAAUACGCUGGAUAUCUGAGAAAUGGGGUGAUGCGAAAGAUCUUGUGUCUUCGUAA
Messenger RNA from Thelazia callipaeda (thelaziosis nematode), 261 nucleotides. The record is from the annotation of a GenBank genome assembly. Lineage: Eukaryota; Metazoa; Nematoda; Chromadorea; Rhabditida; Thelaziidae.